Messenger RNA from Aspergillus pseudonomiae, 1630 nucleotides. RefSeq names its product putative succinate:fumarate antiporter (Acr1). Lineage: Eukaryota; Fungi; Ascomycota; Eurotiomycetes; Eurotiales; Aspergillaceae. The transcript has 4 exons. The coding region runs from base 362 to 1345 and encodes 327 amino acids. The record is from RefSeq and is a predicted model, not a curated record. Gene Ontology annotation, biological process: succinate transport; fumarate transport; transmembrane transport.
UUAACCCCAGAGUGUGCCCCCCCUUUCCCUAUCCACCGAUUUAAAUACCCUGUGUCAGUUGUGCCGAGGGACGUCGUAGCUAUACUUCCGUAUCUCCCCGUAUUUUAAGGUCGCCCUGUGAAUGUCCGAUAUCGUCGAUAUCCUUUUCUUUAAGAAAAAAAAGUCAUCCCUGGCGCUCGAUUGACGAUUGAGUCAUCUUUCUCUCGACCUCCUUUCGCUUCAAUUCUUUUCCCUUUCGCGUGCCGCUGUUCUCCCCAUACCGUCGCAUUGACCUAGACCACUAUACUUCCUCAUUGGAAGGGCAUUGCACCUCAAUUGACUCGAAAACAAUUCAGUAAUUGCACAACCACAGUCGCCCACCAUGUCGACGAAGAGUGCGCAAGGCAAUGGCAAUGGCAACAGCAAGAAGCCUACCUCUCCGGCUGUGAACUUGAUCGCUGGUGGUGGCGCCGGAAUGAUGGAGGCGCUCGUAUGUCAUCCUCUAGAUACCGUUAAGGUCCGGAUGCAGCUUUCGCGGCGCGCCAGAGCCCCGGGUGUAAAACCCCGCGGGUUUGUUGCCACUGGUGUUGAGAUUGUGAAGAAGGAGACCGCUCUGGGUCUCUACAAGGGUCUAGGAGCUGUCCUGGGAGGUAUUGUUCCCAAGAUGGCUAUCCGUUUCACCUCCUAUGAGUGGUACAAGCAAAUGCUUGCGGAUGAGACGGGACAUGUCACAAGCAAAGCAACUUUCCUUGCCGGUCUCUCUGCUGGUGUUACCGAAGCUGUGGCAGUCGUCAACCCUAUGGAAGUCGUCAAGAUUCGUUUGCAAGCGCAGUAUCACAGUUUGGCCGACCCUCUCGAUGCUCCUAAGUACCGCAGUGCCCCGCAUGCACUUUUCACCGUGAUCAAGGAAGAAGGGUUCAGCGCUCUUUACCGUGGUGUCUCCCUGACAGCCCUCCGACAGGGAACAAACCAGGCUGCCAACUUUACUGCAUACAGCGAGCUGAAGGCUGCGCUCCAAAAAUGGCAGCCAGAGUACGCCGAUACUCAGCUCCCCUCUUACCAGACGACCGUGAUUGGUUUGAUCUCCGGUGCCGUCGGUCCCUUCUCCAACGCCCCCAUCGACACAAUCAAGACGAGGCUGCAAAAAACCCGUGCUGAGCCCGGCCAAUCAGCUGUGUCACGUAUCAUGGCCAUCGCCAAUGACAUGUUCAAGCAGGAAGGUGCACGCGCUUUCUACAAGGGUAUUACUCCUCGUGUGAUGAGAGUGGCUCCUGGUCAGGCCGUCACCUUCACCGUGUACGAAUUCCUCAAGGGCAAGCUGGAGAAAUCCAACUGGGCCUUUGUGGGAGGUAGUUUUGAGGAGUAGAUUUGGCACCCCUGGAGGGAGUGGCCACUGCGUGUUCUCGAAAGCAUUUGAUACCAUGAGCAUGGUGGCGUUUUCGAUUGCAAUGCGAUCUCUGCAUCAUCAGUACAUAUCAUUGUCGUUAUCUUCUGGGCUUCUUGACGGCCGUUUAGAUUUGAUCUUAUAGCGUGGACUGUACAUAGUUCUUUUUCUUUUUCUUUCUGUUAGUUUUGUUGUUAUACCUUUUCCUAUGUUCAAUUAGUGAAGAUAUUAAACAAAUUCGAGACCAAGUUGCCUUGAAUCGGUUGA